Didymodactylos carnosus is the source of this 396-nucleotide messenger RNA. NCBI's taxonomy places the organism in Eukaryota, Metazoa, Rotifera, Eurotatoria, Philodinida, Philodinidae. The record is from the annotation of a GenBank genome assembly.
AUGUCUAUCUUUAAACGCCAGCAUAGCAAUGAAAAUAUAUCAGAUAUAGGUACACAAAUAAAAAUACCAAAACCUGCUAAUCGACUAAGAUUAUUGAUUGAACAAGAAAAUAAUAAUUCGGGAAAACGAUUACAUUUAAAAGGUCGUGAUACAUAUCCAAUUUCAAAUGAUUUAUAUGAAUUAACCGAUUUAGAAAUUCUUGAUUUAACACCUGAAUAUAAAUCGGGCAUGGCUUUUACAAUUUCAAAAGUACCGCCUGAAUUUCAAUGUUUGAAAAAUUUAAAAAUUCUUCAUUUAGACAAUAGAGAAUCAUUCAUUAAUAACAUCCUAAAUUUUAUCCUUUAUUUUUAUUCUAUACGUACUAUUCAUAUUUAUUCAAACAUCGUUAAUGAUUGA